Molecule: messenger RNA, 1104 nt
Organism: Penicillium lagena
Lineage: Eukaryota; Fungi; Ascomycota; Eurotiomycetes; Eurotiales; Aspergillaceae
Product: alpha/beta hydrolase
Exons: 1
Coding region: 1-1104 (367 amino acids)
Molecular function (GO): hydrolase activity
Source: RefSeq, a predicted model, not a curated record
AUGACCGCAGAGCCACCUCCUCCAUCGCGCUUAGCUCUCGCCAAACAAGCACAAAAAUAUCGGAUUCUGUCUUCCCUCCUUUCCCUCCUAGACCGGUAUCUCUCCUGGCCUUGGCCCUCAAAUCCUUCACUAGAGUUCUCCAUACCGUCCACUAUCAGCAAACAUCCCGGCUCAAUCGGGCUGUACUUUUUCACUGCGCCUUCCAGAGCACUCACUCCCAACACUAUCGCAACCGCUACGCAGUCUACUCAAGACUCUCAUUCUACACCACGACCAAAAAGACCCGUUCUCAUCAAUUUUCACGGCGGCGGCUUCUCCAUCGCCCAUGCGCGCGACGAUGCCCGCUGGGCUACGGCUGUCGUCCAGGCCAUCCCAGAUGCCGUGGUAGUUAGCGUUAAUUACCGGCUCGCUCCUGAACACCCUUUCCCGGUGGGAAUUGAGGACUGUGUCGAUGCUGUCCUGUGGUUGUGGGAUCAUGCAGAGCAAUAUAAUCUCGACCAAGCCCGCUUUGCACUUAGUGGAUCGAGUGCCGGUGGGAAUUUUGCCCUGGCAGUUCCAUUUCGACUGCGUGAAGAGCUUGAUAAGCGAGCAUCACAGUUUACGAACGGGCUAUCUCUUGCCGGUAUAGUGGGCUUCUACCCCAGCACGGACUGGACACGAGCCCGCGCGGAGAGAGACGCCACGAACCCGAUUGCAAAGCAGAAAUCUAUGAUUUCACCGUCUAUUUUCCGCUUCUUUGACCAGUCCUACCUCAUGCCUGAAGAUCUGCCAAAAUCCCUAGGGGAUGAUGGUAUAUACGCUGUCGACAUGGCCCACCCUUUUCUCUCCCCAGGACUGGCUCCUGCGUCUCUCCUGCUGGCUUCAUACCCACCCGCUGUGGCAAUCUAUACCUGCGGCUGGGACCAGCUGCUCGUUGAGGGGAAUACAUUCCGAAAUAGACUGGCCGGACUAGUGGCAGAGGGUCAGAUGAAGCAUGUAGGUGGGAUGGUGAUUGAGGAUAAGAUCCAUGCGUUUGAUAAGAAGCCUUCGUUUUGGGCGGGGAAUCCGAAGAGGGAUGUGAUGUAUGCGGAUGCGAUUCGAGAGUUGGGGAUGAUGUGGACAUAG